GAAGCGGGCGGCGGCGGCGGCGCCCCGGCGGGGUGAGAGGCGCCGGGGUGAUGCUGGGCGCUCGCCGCUGCUCCCGCUCCCGCUUCUCCUUCUGACACGGCAGCCCCUCGCGCAGCCCGCACUCCGCACCCGCCGCGGUAAUAAUGCAUUAGAAUGUCAGCGCUGAAAAAGGUUCUGCCUGGCAUACUGCAGAAGCAUUGCUGUAUCUUACCUGACAGGAACACCGAGUCACAGUGUACACUCUGUGGGGAGCCUGAAGAUUUGGAUUCUCUAACAGGGCAUGCAUUUCCAGAAGAAGAGGGUGGCGAUCUGCUCAAGUCUGGCUUCAGUUUUCCAGGGACGCCAGAGGAAGAGCUAGACCAGCAAUACUCAUGGUCGCCUUCUCAGCACUUCAAUGAAGAAAGAUACUCUCCCGCUCCGAGGAAUAUGAAAGGAUUAUCUGGCAGUCGCAACCAACCACAGUUAUGUUCAGCUCAUACUUGUGGCUUAGCGUCCCCUGAAGAUUGUGAGCACACCCACGACCAUAUCCACCAUGGGCAGGAGCCAAGGCAAUCGUAUCUUCUCAGCCCCACGGAGAGUUGCCCGAUGGACCAUCAUCGUUGCUCGCCGCGCAGCUCCAUUCAUUCCGAGUGCAUGAUGAUGCCCGUGGUAAUAGGCGAUCACAUGUCGAGCAGCACCUUCCCCAGAAUGCACUACAGCUCGCAUUACGACUCCAGAGACGACUGCACCAUGGCGCACGGCAACCCCAAGAUUAACCGCAUCCCUGCAAACCUCUUGGACCAGUUUGAGAAGCAGCUUCCUCUUCACCGAGACGGGUUUCACACUUUGCAGUACCAGAGGACCUCAACGGCUGCGGAACAGCGCAGCGAGAGCCCGGGAAGAAUCCGCCAUCUCGUUCACUCUGUCCAGAAACUUUUUACUAAGUCUCAUUCUCUGGAAGGAUCAUCCAAGGGCAACGUUAAUGGAACAAAGGGAGAUAGUCGAGGAGAUGACCAUCAUCAUGGGCACCAUUCCAAGCAUAGCAAAAGGAGUAAAAGUAAGGAGCGAAAACCAGAAAGCAAACAUAAAUCUGGAAUGAGCAGCUGGUGGAGCUCUGAUGAUAAUUUGGACAGUGAUAGCACUUACCGAACCCCUAGUGUGGUAAAUAGGCACCAUGCAGAUCAUAUAUCCCAUUGCUACCCUGAGGCACUUCAGGGGCACUUUGGGGAUCUUUCAUUGAAGACUUCUAAAAGUAACAAUGAUGUGAAGUGUUCAGCUUGUGAAGGGCUAGCAAUGACCCCUGAUGGUAAAUAUAUGAAAAGGAGUUCUUGGUCCACGCUUACAGUAAGUCAGGCUAAAGAAGCUUAUCGCAAAUCAUCACUGAACUUAGAUAAGCCUCUGGUUCAUCAGGAAAUCAAACCUUCCUUGAGGCCAUGCCAUUACCUUCAGGUACCUCAGGAUGAAUGGGGAGGAUACCCAGCUGGUGGGAAAGAUGAAGAGAUCCCCUGCAGAAGAAUGAGAAGUGGGAGCUAUAUUAAGGCCAUGGGAGAUGAAGAAAGUGGAGACUCUGAUACUAGCCCCAAGACAUCACCAAAAUUAACAGUUCGGCCAGAGUCAUUAUUGAAAUCCAUGGGACAAAGACCACUGGGAGACCAUCAAAAUCAGAGCUACCUUCAGACUGCAAGUGACGUGCCUGGGGGUCACAACCUGGAUCCCUCUGCAAACUACAAUUCCCCAAAGUUUCGCUCAAGGAAUCAGAGCUAUAUGAGAGCAGUGAGCACACUCAGUCAGGCCAGCUGCGUUAGUCAGAUGAGUGAAGCAGAGGUUAAUGGGCAGUUUGAAUCGGUGUGUGAAUCAGUGUUUAGUGAAGUUGAAGCUCAGGCAAUGGAUGCCCUUGACCUCCCUGGAUGUUUCCGAACAAGAAGCCACAGUUACUUGCGUGCCAUUCAGGCAGGCUAUUCCCAAGAUGAUGAAUGUAUACCUGCGAUGGCAUCUUCCAACAUCACCUCAACUAUCAGGUCAACCACAGCUGUAACUUACACAAGUUACAAAAAAACACCUCCACCGGUACCCCCUCGUACCACCUCCAAGCCACUGAUCUCAGUCACGGCACAGAGCAGCACAGAAUCCACCCAGGAUGCAUAUCAUGACAGCCGGACUCAGAGGAUUUCCCCGUGGCCUCAGGAUGGACGAGGGAUGUACAACUCCACCGACAGCUUGGACAGCAACAAGGCCAUGAAUCUUGCCUUGGAAACGGCAGCUGCACAGCGCCAUGCACCUGAGAGCCAGAGCAGCUCCAUACGAACCAGUGACAAGGCCAUUUUAGUGUCAAAAGCAGAGGAGUUCCUUAAGAGCCGGCGUUCCUCCAUAGGGAUCCAGGUGGAAACAGCAACUGAUUCUGAUACAGAAAGCAGAGGCCUACGGGAAUACCACUCUGUUGGAGUACAAGUGGAAGAUGAAAAAAGACACGGACGAUUCAAGCGCUCCAACAGCGUCACAGCAGCAGUCCAGGCUGACCUGGAACUGGAGGGCUUUCCAGGACACAUCACCAUGGAGGAUAAGGGACUUCAAUUUGGCUCGUCAUUCCAGCAGCACUCAGAGCCCAGCACACCCACCCAAUACAGUGCAGUGAGAACUGUACGGACACAGGGACUGUUCAGUUACAGAGAAGAUUAUAGGGCCCCAGUGGACACCUCAAACCUUCCACCACCAGAACCCUGGCUAGAGCCUGCCAUUGAGACAGUAGAGACUGGUCGAAUGUCUCCUUGUCGACGAGAUGGAUCUUGGUUCAUGAAGUUGCUACAUACUGAAACUAAGAGAAUGGAAGGAUGGUGUAAAGAAAUGGAAAGAGAAGCAGAAGAAAAUGAUCUUUCUGAAGAAAUCCUAGGUAAGAUCCGAAGUGCUGUGGGAAGUGCUCAGCUCCUCAUGUCUCAGAAAUUCCAGCAGUUCUACUGGCUUUGCCAGCAAAAUCUGGACCCGAGUGCCAUGCCAAGACCAACUUCCCAGGACCUAGCAGGUUUCUGGGACUUACUGCAGCUCUCAAUUGAGGAUGUCAGCAUGAAGUUUGAUGAACUGCACCAGCUGAAGCUCAAUGAAUGGAAAAUAAUAGAAUCACCUGAAAGGAAGCCAACUGGUUGGUGGAUGGAAGAAAGAAAGAUUCCUCCUCCUGUACCAAAGAAGCCCCCAAAAGGAAAGUUUCCUAUCACAAGAGAAAAAUCUCUGGACCUACCCGACAGACAGCGACAAGAGGCCAGAAGACGGCUAAUGGCUGCUAAAAGAGCAGCCUCUUUCCGGCAGAAUUCAGCCACAGAGCGUGCAGACAGCAUCGAGAUCUAUAUCCCAGAGGCUCAAACCCGGCUUUAAAGACAGAAUGCUGCAGAGUUCCUUUUUUAAACAAAAUGCUUGUACAGAUGUCACUUACCUAGUAAUUUUUGUCUCAUUCUCUCCACUAAAUAUGCCCUUGCUGUUGUGUUCUUUGUGCCAUAAGCACAGUGGAAUGCUUUUGAUUUCCUCAGAAUUUGCUGAGCUCACUGCAAGAACGACUUCUUUUUGUAUUUAUUGUCUGACUUACAAUCAGCUACAAUGGAUAGGGCUUGUCAAGACCUGACUUAUCCAAUAUAUUCUCAGAGGACAACAAGAAACACCUCUUGAGAUGGAACCCAGCUUACUUUUUUGUUAUUUCUAUUUUUAUAAAAUGUGUGAUAAUUAGGAAUAAGAAUAACAAACUAUAAAUGGGUGCAUCUCACCAUUCACUAGAGGCAUUAGCUAAUCCAAGUAGAAGGUGCUACAAAUGUAAAGAGCAGGAAAGAAAGAAUCCAUUUAUCUCUCUGACCUCCAGUUUCUUUUCCUAGAACCCAGCUAACAUAUUUACCCAUGUGCUCUGCCACUCUUCUCAUCUGUAUUACUGCAAAAUAACACUAGGCCUCUCGUGUCAUGUCAAGUUUCUGGAGAUGAACAGGGAUGUCCAGCCACUAAAACUCCAAAGUUCAUCAGAAACCAAGAAGCGUACAAGUCUGGUGGUGGUGGUGGGAAUGCCCACUGAGAGACGUUUGCUGUUAGCAGUAUAAUGACGCUCUGAAACCUAAGCAAAAUUAGAAUGCAAGAGGACUUGAGUGAUGGGUGAAAGGAAAACGGAAGCCUUAAAAAGUUAGAUCUUCUGUAGCAAGAUGUGUAAAGAAAAAGUUAUACUUGCUCCUUUGGAACGCUCAUUGCAUUUUUAACAGUUCUUUUACAUGUUAACGUUUCUUUUACAGACCUUCUCUCUUUCAUUUCAAGAGCUGUGCUACAUGUGCUAUUUCAGAAUCUCAAAAUGUUAUAUCGGUUGAGUUUCCAGGGUAUCCUUGAGGAAAAAAAAAAAAAAAAAGACAAAAAAAUCUUGCCUGUUUAAAAUUCCAGUUGUGAUGUUGUAAACAGUUUCAGAAAUAUGAAUGUGAGUGGUAAGUAUAUCUAAGUUUAAAUGGUUAUGUUAAGGUAAAGGUGAACUGUGGUUUACAGUUGUAUUUUUUUCAGAACUAUUUUUCUAUGCAGUAUCAUUCAUGGCAAGAAUAGGCUUCUUGCUUGCUUCAGACACAACAAAACACAUGACUCAAGAGAUAAGUGGUUAAGUGAUUUCCAGCCAUGGAAUAUAAGGAAGAUAAUAUACUUUCAAGCCUCACGUUGUCAGAAAGGAAAACUGGUAACUGCCACAGUCAAGAGGCUUUAAUUUAAAACAAAACAGAAUUAUUCCACUUCACCUGCUUUCUAAACCAACCAUCCUAGCACUUACUAGUCUUCAGGUGAAGAUGCAAUAAGAUGAGUAACCCUCAGCCCCCGAUUCCAAGCUUUGAAUCCUACCGAACACUACUUUAGGUCAAAAUCAGUCUGAAUCCAGCAAAACAGACAUCCCCAACUACCACAUCCCUUGUUUACCUGCUUUAACAAAUGCAAUGUAAUUAGCCAUAGGCAGAACAGCUAUUUAAUUAUACUCAAGCACUUUGGUUCUUCACCUGAUGAGCACUUUAAAUCCAAAUCCCAUACACCCUGCAGCCUGAUGAAUGACUGAAAACAUUAAGUGUCAUAGGUUAUGCAGAUCUGACAUUGCUUCAAAUCUGUUUUGAGUUUUGGUUUGGUUUGUUUUGCUUUUUCCUUCUCUUUUUCCUACAGUGUGUAGUAUUAAGCAUGGUUUCUGUCUUUGGAGCACAGCUGAUACAGCAUGUUGAGCUUCAAGAUACGAAAAUCUUUAGAGAGGAAGUUUUAAGAAGAUUCUGUGAGGAGAAGACCCUGUAAAUUGAGCCUGAUAUCUGGUAUAGACUUUACCAAAUAGCCUUAAACUGCAUUUGGAAGCAAAAACCAAGACGAAUGUAUAUCCUUCAAACAUGCAAAAAAAAAAGAAAAAAAAAAGAAAAAGGAGAUAAAAUAAUUUAAAAAAAUAAUAAAUCCCUGACAUAUUCUUCUAUAGAUGAAAACAUUGUAUUCCCCACUCCUUGUGGCUUCAAGGCAUUUUCUAUUAAGGAAAGAGCUAAAUCCUAGGUAGUGUACAAUACUGAUGCUACUGCCUAUAUUUGUCGUACUAUUUUAAGUACAAAAGUACCUGCAGACGUUGACAUCUUCAGUCUUGGAAACUGAUUUCAGAAGUGGAGCUGCUAGCUGCAAUUCCAAGAAAUUGAAAAUUGACAUACACAUACAUAUAUAGGCACACAGAUAUAUAUGUAUGGCAGCUGAUAGGUUUUAUCUAACUUUCCUGUACACUUCAAGGAGAAAUCAUUCUUGACUUACUCACUUGAAAACCCCCACCUACAGUGACAGGUCGUGCAAUUAAGACAGGUUGUAUUUAUAUCCUGCCAGUAAUCAGACUUUAUAAAGACAAGUUGUAAAAGCAAGAGAUUACAGUAAGCUUGAAUCCCAGCUGACCUAAUAAUGCUGACUUCGAGCAGUCUGUAUAAAUCUUUAAUCUUAGAAUCCUAUUUUGAUAGUUUUUUGAUACAUUAAAGCAUUAAGGGACAUUCUCAGGCAAAAACAGGCCUGUGUGAAUGUUGCCAACCCUGUAUUUUACAUUUCCCAUGCCAUUAUGAGAAAACAGUCAAUAUAAGCUUUGGAUAUCUAUGAGUUGUGUUUGUUCCACUUUUGUUCUAAAAGAAGGGACAAAAAAGGUAAGAAAGAGGAAAUAAUCAAAAGUAGAUGCCUAGAGAAAGAUCUGAUAAUCUGUUAUCUGUGCAUCUUACAUUUCAAGUGCAAUAUACUAAAUUAUUGUACAGGUAACAUUCUAUCAUUAGCGUCAAAUAAGCCAUUUCUAUUUGCAUACUGUAUAUCUGGUUAGUUUAGAGAGAGAAAUAACAUUAUGCUUAUCAUACCUGUGUUGCAAGGAAAUCAAAGUCAAAUUCCUACAGUCCCUGACAUGAGGAACACAGCAUGUGGUAUCUUAAUAAGCAUAUAGACAGAUCAAUUGUAAUCUGACUCCACAUCAGAAAAAUAAAACUCAGUUACAAAGGCAACGUAGGAGGAACAUAAAUAAACAUAGAGGCAGAAAGCAGAGCUCUCUGCUUAAAGGCUCCAAGGUGUAAACUCACACAGAACAGCUGGAUACAGCAGAAUAGGCUAGUGCUUAAUGAAAUACUGCUUGGACCAAUAGUUAUUUAAACAGAUGAAAAUGACAGAAAGUCUCACUGGCUGUAAAACACAAGUAUAAUAAAUAGAACUCUAAAAGUCUAAAUAAAGACCUGACUGGGAAAAUUGUUGAUAUCUUCCAUACGUAUGUUUGCUUUGUACAUUUUUUUACAUCAUAAAUUCUUUGUGAAUUGGUGAAGUACAUUAUGAGGUGUUUUAUUAUGUCAUGUUGACCUGAUCAGAACAGCCCUUAUGGAAUGUGCAAAGACAAAUAAUGUACAGAUUAAUACCAAAAAAAUGACAUUUUUAAUUCACACUUAAACUUGUCACUAUGUUAAAUUUGAGAUCAAUCAGGAAGGAACUGAAGCGUGUGUAGGAUGGUGUGUGGAUUUUAUAUAUAUACAUAGAUAUAUAUUUCAUAUCAUGGAAAUUAUUUGUUUUAAAAUAAUCCCAUAUCCUGCUGUAUCAGUAAAUUAGUAUUCUAGUUUGACCUUUUUCAGCAAUGCAUCUAGUAUGAAGUCAGAGAAUGUUUGGUCAUCGGGUGGUUUUGCAGGAACAAGAAAUAACUGCUUUGUGAUGCUGUGCCAUAUGUGAUCCACAAUCUACUUGUGCCCUGCUGACACGAUACCCUUCAGAGACCCCUGCCCCAUGGCACCUUUUGGCAGCACCAUCACUCUGCACCAGGUCCUCCCCAUGCAGCUCCACCCCGGCCCCCUUGCACCUAGAGCAGUGUGGAGUUAGCAUCCCUGGAGGUGUCUUUGCCAAACUUAAUGAUUCUGUGAUGCUGUAGUCCCUUUCAAAGCCUUGAGCCUGCCCUGGCCAGUUGGUGUGCUUACCGUCCUCCUUGGCCCUUCAGCAAUGUCUCCGGUGGCAGCGGAUACACUGGAGGCUAACCCACGUUGCUUUGAUGUCUGAAGCUGGUUUGGCAGUCCCGAGUGUCACACUGUGUACACUGAACAGCUGCAAAUCCUGCACAUCAGGAGCCUCGGCAUUAGACAGACAGGUUACAAUAAACACGAAGCAGCAUUGCUCCUUUUACUGCUCCCAGAGCAUCUUUAUGAUGUAGCGAUACCACCUGCAAAGUGCAUUCGAGGUGAGGAAUAUCAGCAAACCCCUUAAUGUCUAGAGAGGGGCUUCCUGCCAUAUGACAGGUUGAUGCUUACAUUUAUACAGUGCCUUUCAUCCAGAAGGACCUCCAAGCACUUUAGUAACCAACACACAAACUCCAGGCUGGGCAGCAGCCAGGGCAGGUUACCGUGCCCAUGGCCUGGUAAGCUGGCAUGGUGGGAUGCUGGGGAUUCUCUCUCCUAUCCCCAUACUGCCAGGGAGUUUCCUUCCACAACACCUUUCCAGUGCCCAGGAAGACUCUUAUGGUCCAAACCUGUGCUGUAGGAGAAUCAAAGACUCACUGAAGCAAGAAGACACAAGUGAAAUAGAGGCGAAGGCAAUGCUAAUACCAUCUCUCCAGAGUGCAGGCAGGAAUUGAAGAGCAUCAAGCUAAGUUUCCAGAAUAAUCUAUUAAUGAGGGUGGUGGUGAGGGUCCCUGCACUGGAGGAGCAAUCCUGCAAAAGUGCUGGUGGAGGGCCUUGGCCAGUGACAAGUGCAGGAGAUGAUGGUGCCUGCAGCCGAGCCCUCUUGGUUGGGGAUCUUGGUGAGUCUCUCCUUCACAAGUGCAUUCCCUCCCAGCUUUCUUAGCGGGAGAGUUCCAGCUGAGGCAGGUGCUGCAGAAGCAGCCUUCCCUUCUGGUGUAACUGCCAAGCACCUGGUUGUCCAACUGGGUCUGCCAAACUAAUGUGAAGGACAAGGUAGGUCACAGGACUCAGGCAUAAGGAUAGUGCUUUGCUUUGGGCAGCUGCUCAUUAUGGAGACUCAGCUCUGACUCCUAAGGGGUUUUUGUGUGGCAGAGCGAUGGGGAUGCUUCUCUGUAUUGGCAGGAUCAGCAGGCUAGAGGCAUCCAUUUUGUAAAGCUUGUAACAAAAGAGGACAUAUAUAUGUGGCAGAUGUUGGUGUCAUAGUCCCAGGUGGAGCCAAAAACCACAGUCAACACUUCCAUAGACCAUCUUGCAGUUCAGCCUCAGCACUGCUGGCCAUGGCAGGUUCACUGCCUAGUGCAGCCCAGUGGCCCAUCUGCAGCUAGUCACUGUGUUCCCCUCCAGGGACCAUCUUUUGAGAACAGCUGUUUUAUGGCAUGCUUAUAUGCAUAUACAGACUCCUGGCAGGAAUGAAGCCCUCUGUAUAUACAGAAAUUGCUUAAUUUAUCUCUGAAAUGCAGCUACCUCUAUGGUGUUCUACUGCAGCUGUUUAACUAUAUAAUAGGCUGUUCAGAAUGGCAAGUUUAAACCAAAAUUGAAAUGGAAGCGUGCCCAAAAGAGAAUUUGGCCAGCAUAUUUAGGCUCAUUCAGCUCCUCUUAACAAAAUAGAAUUCCAAUAGCUGCAAGAGACCAUGGCACUUGUUGUAUCCAAAAACUCUGCUCCAGAUCCCUUCUCACUAAAUGCACACUGCAUUCCAUCAAUGAUGGUCAUAAAAGAAGAUUGUCUGUUGACUGUCCCACCUUUCCACACAUGGAUGUUUCUCCUGUUACCCUUCUUUGCUGAAACAGAACCGAGCUUUUGAAGUCAGAUGGUAAAUAAUAUAAAUUAGUAUGUCUACGCAGCUUGCUCUCUAACUGAGCAAACACAGAGUGGCAAAUUAAUUGUCUAUUUUACUAAGGCCAAAUUGUUAUUUUUCUAAGUUGGUUUUGUUGGAUGGGAUUUUUUUACUUCUCUAGGACAAAACCAUGAAUAUUUGCACCUAAGCUUAAAUGAGGAGGAGGGUUAUUUGAAGAUAUGAUCACUAGUCACUAAAACAUCCCCUUAGUGAGGAAUGUUCUUCUCCUUCCUUUACUGUUCUUUCAUUCAGCACCACAUUUCUCAUUCCUAAAGCUGAACUGUCAUGCAAGUUUCUUAUUUGUGAGAUGAAUUACUGCAGGGCUCCAGGCUAAGUUCUUAUCCCAGUUGUAUUAGAAUCAAUGCUAAGAAAGUGAAAUUCAGAAGGAAAUGUCAGAUUCAGAUCAGUGUAAUUCAGAUCAAUAUCUGCCUUAGCAAGUCCUGCUGAGGUAGGAAGGACUUAACCGUUGGAGUCACUGAGUGCACAAUUACUUUGUAGGAUGUUGCUUUUCCUUUCAGGUAGGUCGCAAUCAAGCAGGUAAUAGGUUCAAUUCUCACUAAGAAUUGCUAGGUUUGUUUCUAAUUACCUGUGGAAUCCACAUGCACAUAUCCACACUUUGAUUUGUCUUUUGGAGGUAUAACAGUAUGGCCUUCUCAUUUUAAAAGGGCUUAGCAUGUUAUAUAUUCUUUAGUCCACUAUAUAUUUAAUUUCCUUAGUUAAGAAAAUUUCCCUUUCAAGUAGCCUGACUUAUACUGCUCUAGAACUGUUCUUUCCUGAAGAAAAGCCACUAUGACUGUACAGGGUUUUCUGUACAGAGACAAAACUCAUACUUUCAUUUACCAUGCAACAUGCCAAAAUAAUCAAGUGUGGCCUAAGGACUAAAUUAAAUGCCUCCUAUAGAAUUUCAAGGAAUGUUAGAACCAGGAAACUAGCUGUCUAGUUAUCAUUAAAAGUAUAUAUAAAUAUAUAUAAAUAUAUAUACAUAAGAAAUCAUAUCAACAAUGAGGAUGAACUGAGUGCCAAAUAUUCACCAUCUGUACAAAGCUACACUUCACUAGAAUUAAACUAUUUUAUGUAAUUCUCUUUCUCAUGCUUUUAUGGUUCUUUUGAUAAAUUCUAUUUAGUAGCAUGCAGGAUACCUAAAAUGAAUGUACAGUACGUUGUUUCACUGCUACAAUGAGUUCUUGCUUCUCAGUAAUAUCUUCUUUACCAGAAUGUUAUUUGUUACUUUGAAGACAUAUUUGAGAAUUGUUUUAUUAUUGAGUUAACCUUUUUCUUUUUCAUGGUUCUCUACUCACCUCCAGCUGAUUGUAAGAAAUGUGCUUCACUAUUUUGCCCCAUGGCUCUUUUCUGAAGCUGCCUCUUUCGAUUGGUUUAUGUAUUGUUUAUGUUCAUCUCCUGUAAAUAAUUCUGCAAUUAAAUUUUUUGAGAAAAAAAGA
Molecule: messenger RNA, 10647 nt
Organism: Pogoniulus pusillus (Red-fronted tinkerbird)
Lineage: Eukaryota; Metazoa; Chordata; Aves; Piciformes; Lybiidae
Gene: DLGAP2
Product: DLG associated protein 2
Exons: 16
Coding region: 154-3342 (1062 amino acids)
Biological process (GO): signaling
Cellular component (GO): glutamatergic synapse; postsynaptic specialization
Molecular function (GO): molecular adaptor activity
Source: RefSeq, a predicted model, not a curated record